AUGAAGCUUAUAACAGUUGGAACCAAGACCUACAUUCCCGACUUGAAUGCAGAACCUUGUUUUGAUUCGGAAGGAGAAGAGAAGGAAGAAACUGAAGAUAAGCAUUUCGCUCAUCGGCUUUCUAAGGAGCACCAGCUCGAGAUUUUCCUCCGUGCCUCAUAUUUUGAAUACUCGAAGCUUCAGUUUUUUAACAAAAAACUUUCACAUUUGCUCGAGAGUCGUGAGAUUUUUAAGGUGAAGCAAGAACGCGGGCUUGUGCAACCAUAUGUGUUUGUGCAUUCUGGUGGUGGAUCUCACUGGACAAUGUUUGAUAAGGGAUUUUAA
Molecule: messenger RNA, 324 nt
Organism: Microthlaspi erraticum
Lineage: Eukaryota; Viridiplantae; Streptophyta; Magnoliopsida; Brassicales; Brassicaceae
Source: the annotation of a GenBank genome assembly